GUUACACUGGCUUCCUUGAGCUGGGCUUGGGUGUGGUGUUUUGUUUGAGUAAUUGUUUUUGCAGAUAGAUCUUUUUAGUUAAUACACUUAUUAAUAUUCUUAUAUCCCGAAUAUGGCUAGCAGCCUCGUUUUUGUGGCUCUAGUCGGCGCCUUAUGUUUUACGCUCGCUAACGCACAACAUCACUACGAUGAGCACAAGACCACACGGAUGGUGUGGUGCACCAAGAGCCAGGCGGAGCAGUACAAAUGCCAGAACCUUACGGUGGCCAUCGAGCGGGAUCGGGCACUAUUCGACGAGGUGUUCCUCAAUCUCACCUGCUUCAUGGCCUACAGUGCGGAUGAGUGCAUCCAUCACAUUGAUCGCGAGAAGGCACACAUCACCACGCUGGAUGCGGGCGAUGUCUUCACUGCUGGACGGUACAACUCCCUCAUACCCAUUAUGCAGGAGAAACUGGAGGGCGGCUUUGCGGACUAUCAAUCCGUAGCCGUGAUCAAGAAGGGAUCUCUACCAGACUUGAACAAUCUGCGCGACAUGCGCAACAAGAGGGUGUGCUUCCCCUGGGUGGGCAGCUUGGCCGGUUGGAUUGUGCCCAUUCACACGCUCCAAAGGGAGGGCGGCAUGGAAGUGGUGGACUGCAACAACCAGGUGAAGACGGCCGCCAGCUAUUUCAAUAAUUCGUGUGCUGUGUACUCGCUUUCCGACAAACACAAUCCAAUUGGCGACAACUCCGAUAAACUUUGUACGCUUUGCACUGGAAAGAUACCCGGAGGACGCUGCUCAUCUGCAGAUCCCUACUUCGGCUACGAAGGCGCCUUCAAAUGUCUGCUUGAAAAAGGAGAUGUUGCCUUCUUGCGCCAUUCGACUGUGAAUGAAAUGCUGCAAACCACCGAAUUCAAGAACAUAGCACCCGACACUUUUGAGCUGCUGUGUCGUGAUGGUCGUCGUGCCUCCAUCAACGAUUAUCGCCAGUGUAAUUGGGGCCAAGUGCCCGCCGAUGCCAUUGUCACAUCUUCGGCUCGCAGCUUCAGCGAUCGCAAGCAGUAUCAGCAGUUUUUGAAGCGCAUUGCCGAGCUGUACUCCGAUGGCACACGUGAUGAUCAGAGCAGGCAGGGAGGACAAAGCUUCAACAGCCGCAACAACAUCAACGAUCAGAAUGCCUAUGGCCAGUUCGAUAAUAAUGAUCCGUACAGAACGCAGAAUCAAUACGAUCAGUAUCGCAGCGAACGAUUGGACAGCAGUUUUGCAGAGGAAAGAAACCAGCAGGACGGCACGAACACUUCCAUACUCUAUGAGAAGUUCCGCAUCUUCGAGUCGAAGCGCUAUGGCAAGCCAAAUUUGCUGUUCCAGGAUUCUAGUCGCGCUCUAACCGUGAUUCCCGAAGAUGAUCAGUCAUUUACCAAGUACCUAGGCCCUGCCAUUAACUUUAUCUACGGCAUCCGUGAGUGUCCAGUUCCAGCGAUGACGCUUUGCGUGACUUCGGAGAAUGAGCUUGAUAAAUGCAUCAAGAUGAGGACUGCCUUGAAAGCUCACCUCCUGAAACCAGAACUCAUCUGCAAGAAAAUGCACUCCCACAUCAACUGCAUGCAGUUCAUCGAAGCGGGCAAAGCAGACAUCUCCGUUUUCGAUGCCGGCGAUGUCUACACUGGUGGCCUCAACUACGACCUGGUGCCCUUCAUGUCGGAGGUGUACAAUCUGGGCGAGCCCGAGUAUUAUGUGGUUGCCGUGGCCAAGGAGGAUGAUCCCGAUACGGAGCUAACUUACCUGAAGGGUAAGAAUACCUGCCAUACGGGCAUUAACACCGCCGCUGGCUGGACAUAUCCGAUGGCGCUUUUCAUCUCGAACGGCUGGAUUCGUCCCUACGGAUGCGAUUCGGUUCGAGCUGCCGCGGAGUACUUCACCAAGUCGUGCGUGCCGGGUGCCAUUAGCAAUGAGUACAACACCGGUGUGCCCUACGACAGCAUGUGCGAUCUGUGUCAUGGAACUAGCUAUCGCUAUUGUCGUCGCGAUGCCUCCGAGGAAUACUACGGGCACACGGGUGCAUUCCGUUGCCUCGUCGAGGGCGGCGGUCACGUGGCCUUCAUGAAGCACACCACGGUGAUGGAAAGCACGGGCGGCAAACGCAAGGAAUGGUGGGCCAGGAAUGCCCUAAACGAUGACUUUGAGCUGCUCUGCACGGAUGGUACUCGUGCCGAGAUCCAGGACUACAAGCGCUGCAAUCUGGGCAAGGUUAAGGCCAAUGCUGUGGUCACCCGCGGCGGAGUCAACUACAACGAGACCCAGAUGAAUGCCUACAUCAAUCUGCUGACCUAUGCCCAACAACUGUACGGUCGCAAGGAAGUGGACGCCUUCAGUUUCAGCAUGUUCUCCUCGCCGAUCGGGCACUAUGAUCUGAUCUUCCAGGACGCCACGCGGCAGCUGCAAGUAAUUCCGCCCAAUAAGCGCAGGUAUGAUGCCUAUUUGGGCAGCGAUUUUAUGCGAGCACGCCGCAUCACCGACUGCUAUGCUGGUGCCUCCCAGUUGGCAUUAUCCGUGGGCCUGCUCCUCGUGGGUUCGCUGGUUGCAAUGCUCUAAGCCACUAGACUCACUUAGAUUUCAGAAUUCUACAAGCAUCUCUAGCACAAAGAGAAAACAUAUCAACAUUUUUACAUUCCAAAUAUGAUUAAGUUAAAUGUGAAAUCCCUUCCGUCCGAAAAUGAAACUCUAACUAGCCGAAAAAUAUCUGUUGAAGGCUAUAGUUUAUAAUUUAUAAAGUCCUGUGCCUUAUUAUAGUAUUUGUUUGUGUACAUACCAACUAAGACCGUCCAAAAAAUGUACCUAGGAGAUGUAAGCCGAAUCUUUUACAACCGCUUAUGUAAGUAUACAAAUAAAAUAACUAGAUAAAGG
Messenger RNA from Drosophila melanogaster (fruit fly), 2884 nucleotides. RefSeq names its product transferrin 2 (gene Tsf2). NCBI's taxonomy places the organism in Eukaryota, Metazoa, Arthropoda, Insecta, Diptera, Drosophilidae. The record is from RefSeq and is marked reviewed. The coding region runs from base 113 to 2572 and encodes 819 amino acids. The transcript has 7 exons. Gene Ontology annotation, cellular component: extracellular region; apicolateral plasma membrane; septate junction.